AUGCUGACGAAAUCUGUUGACUAUCAGCUGUGGAAUGAAGCUGAUGCCUUACGAAAGAUAUCUCUUUUUGGUAUAUGCCUCAGUACAGUUGCUACAAUGACUUGUAUUGUCUCCAUUCCUUCACUUUAUAACUACAUGCACAUGGUUCAGUCUACACUCCAAUCCGAAGUAAGGUUAUCUCAUUUCACCAAUGCCCCCAGAGAAGAUAAGGAUGAACAGUGCUGCUUAUGCAGAAUAGGUCCUCCAGGUCCUCCUGGUCCACCGGGACCGGAUGGACUAGAUGGAAUAGAUGGUCUGCCUGGUAUAGAAGGAGAGCAAGGUCCAGAUGCAGGGAUUAACGAGUUUAAUGCAUCCGAUUUCUGCUUCGAUUGCCCAGCAGGGCUUCCAGGACCACCGGGGAGACCUGGAAUGAGAGGAGCACCUGGAAGACCAGGUAAGGAUGGAGCGCAAGGUAAUCCAGGAAUACCUGGACAGCCUGGCAGGCCAGGUUCUCCAGGUCCACCGGGCGAGGAUGGGAAACCUGGAUCACCUGGUAGACCAGGAAAACCUGGCGUGUGUGAAGAAGUACAAUUACCAGAUGGACCACCCGGACCACCAGGGCCUAUUGGUGAAAAAGGUCCGGACGGACCACCUGGAGAGCCGGGUACACCAGGGGCUGACGGACCCAGAGGACCCCCUGGAGAACCGGGAAGAAACGGUCCCCCAGGAGAACCUGGACCACCAGGUCUGCCUGGUCCAAUGGGGGAAAGUGGAGAAAGUGGAGGUUGUCAUCAUUGCCCACCACCGCGCACUGCACCAGGAUAUUAG
Messenger RNA from Haemonchus placei, 807 nucleotides. NCBI's taxonomy places the organism in Eukaryota, Metazoa, Nematoda, Chromadorea, Rhabditida, Trichostrongylidae. The record is from the annotation of a GenBank genome assembly.